Molecule: messenger RNA, 2853 nt
Organism: Rotaria sp. Silwood1
Lineage: Eukaryota; Metazoa; Rotifera; Eurotatoria; Philodinida; Philodinidae
Source: the annotation of a GenBank genome assembly
AUGCCACGUGUAUUUCAGCUACCACCGUUAACAGGAGAACAUGUUGAUUGUAUUCUUGUUUAUAAUCAUGGUGAUAAUAAAAAAAAUGAUAAUGAACACAAUGAUAAUCGUAAUAAGAUGAAUCGAUCUGAACGAAGAAACAGAUUUGAAGACUAUCUUGUCAAAAAACAAGGUCUUAUGCUUCAGCAUGUGACAUCAACUACCGAUCAAACUGAAUAUGUUAAAGUUCAUGUACCAUUUGAAAUUCUUUUAUCAACUGCCGAAAAUAUACGUAUGAAAUUACCAAUUGAAAAAAUACUCCCAGAACAGCCUGAAAUUUCAACACAUAAUACAUCAUGUUGGUAUCGUUUUAGUCAUUGGUUAAAAAAACCCUUUCGUCUUGAUCCAUCAUUAAUAAACGAUGAUAUUGAUUAUUAUACAGCAAUAUAUUCAUCUAAUAUCGACAAAUUUGAACCUUUAUUUAAAGAGUUACGUGGUUCACGUGAUUUAUAUUUUACACCAAGUGAACGAAGUUUAUUAACAUAUGAAUUAUUAUCAAGAGCUCAUUGUGAUGGUGAUGGUAAUGUUGAUGUUGAUGAUGAUGAUGAUGAUGAUGAUGACUAUCCAAAAGAACCAGUAGCUAUACGAUCAGUUUUCAACACAGUUGAGGGGUUACGGAGUGGUUCAAGAAGACCUGGAAUUGCUCGAUUAAUAGCUAAAAAAGCAUAUGACAACUGUUUUCCUUUACAUGAGCCUUUGCGAGAUGAUGUGGCCAAUAUUGAUGAUAGUGAGUUAAAUGAUCGAGAAAAAUUAAAAAAACAUUGGGCAACAAUGAGUCAAUGUUUAAAAUUUCAACCAUUAUCUUUAAUUCGUUCUUAUAUGGGAGAAAAAAUGACAUUCUAUUUUGCACUUUCUGGUUUUUAUAAUCAAAUGCUUAUUCUACCAGCUUUCGUUGGUCUAAUUGUAUUUAUUUAUGGUGCAGCUAGUGUUGCUAGUGACGAACCAACAUCUGAUAUUUGUGGAAGUUAUGGAAACAGCACUUAUAUGUGUCCAAGAUGUGAUAAAACAUGUCCAUUUUGGAAAUUGAUUGAUAGUUGUGUUUAUUCAAAAGUUUCAUAUGUAUUUGAUAAUGUAUCAACGGUUGUUUUUGCUUUUUUGAUGUCUUUAUGGGCAAGAUGGUUUAUUGAACGUUGGAAACGUCGCGAAGCAGUUUUACGAUACGAUUGGGAUUCGAUUGAUUUCGAUGAAAAUCUUGAACCAAUUCGACCGGAAUUUGAAAAUGAAGCACAGAAGAUAGAUGAGAAGCAUAUUAAUCCUGUUACAAAUAUGUUGAUUGUAUGUGCAACUAUCUUUGCUAUAAUUGUUUAUCGUGUUCAAAUGGAUUAUAUUUUAAGAGAGACAUCAGUAAAACAAUAUUCAUCAAUUAUAAUAACUGUAACAAGUGCUAUUAUGAAUCUUAUUUGUUCAAUUCUAUUAUCUCAAUUUUAUUAUUGGGUUGCAAGAAAAUUAACAGAUCUUGAACUUCAUAAAUAUCAAUCGAAUUAUGAUGAUUCAUUAACAAUAAAAAUAUAUCUUUUUCAAUUCGUUAAUUUUUAUUCAUCAUUAUUUUAUAUAGCAUUUUUUAAAGGACGAUUUGAUGAGUAUCCAUCAAAAUAUGGUGAAUCAAGUUCAAAAGAUUUUACAGAACAGUGCGAUCCAGCUGGUUGUUUUGUUGAACUCGCUAUUCAGUUUUUAAUCAUUAUGACUGGUAAACAAAUCGUAAACAAUAUAUUAGAAUUCUUUUUUGCUAUCUGUGGUACUUGUGCAUGUGUAUGUUGCAAUCGUGAUAUAGACACAAAAAAAGAACAAUGGGAAAUAGAUAAAAAUUUAAACAAUUUUGAAUCAACCACAUUAAUAGAUGAAUAUCUUGAAUUAGUUAUUCAAUUCGGUUUUGUUACCUUAUUUGUCAUUGCUUUUCCAUUAGCACCAUUAUUUGCAUUGAUUAAUAAUUUAAUUGAAGUCCGUUUGGAUGCAUGGAAAUUUUUAUCUAAAUAUAAACGACCAAUUCCACAUAAAGCAUCUGAUAUUGGAAUUUGGGGUAAUAUUAUGUCAGCUGUAUCAUAUUUAGCUGUAUUAACUAAUGCCGUAGUGAUCGCUUGGACAUCGGAAUUUAUUCCAAAAAUGGCUUAUCGUUCUUUACAAUCAACAGGAACAAGUCUGAGUGGCUAUGUUAAUUGGACACUUUCAUCUUUUCCUAUAGCAGAUUAUAAUCUAACUGGUACAAUGCCAUCAGGUGUACCGUCUGGUUUGACAUACUGCCGUUAUCGAGAUUUUCGUGAAUCAACUGGCCCAUCUUAUUCUCACACAUCUGUAUAUUGGAAUGUAACUGCUGCUCGUCUUGUAUUCAUUAUUCUUUUUGAACAUAUUAUUUUUAUAUUUAUUUACUUAAUGCAAUGGCUUGUGCCGGAUGUACCAAAAAGCAUUCAAGAUAAAAUUGCUCAUGAACGUUAUAUUGAUCAACGUGAACGAUGGGCAAGUAACAAACGUGAAGAAAAUAUUAAAAAAACUGACCACAAUUCUCGAGAGACAUCAAAAACCAUCAAAAAUCUACCUUUUCCUAUUACAUACCCUGGAAAUAUUAAAUCUUCUGCUGAUGUUAAAUCGCCUGUCAAUGAUAAAUCGCCUGUCGAUGAUAAAUCUCCUGUUAAUGUUAAAUCUCCUACUACACUUUGCAACCAAUGUGGUUUAAUAACAUGGAAAGGUUGUGGUCAACAUAUUGCACAAGUACUAAGAGAUGUACCACUUAAAGAACGAUGUAUAUGUCUGAAAGAACCAAUUUUUAUCACAAAUCAAACACAAUCAGCAAAAUUUUUAAAGCCGAAUAAAUUGUAUUAA